AUGAUUUCUAACGAUGGGUUGCGCUCCUAGCUUCCCUUGCGAGUAUAGACCUAUUGCUUACGAGCCGCAGUAUAGAUUCACCGAUACAGGUUUGUACGUGGACUCUCAGAGAAGGGUUAGCAGUCAGACGUCGUUCUUUCAUUUACUGCACACGAAGUACUGGGAAAAUUACAUUAACGAGAGAAAGAGAAGAAAUGAAGCAAAAUCUAAAUUUCGAGACACUAGAGAGUUGCACGUUGCGUUUCCGAUGUGGAGUGAAGAAGAGCUGCUUCAGUUUAGGAUACGAUUUCAGUUGCUUGAUUGGAAUGGCGACGGCCUGGUAGACGACCACGACGUCAACCACCUUUUGGAUGAACUCGGGUAUACUGGAACGGCAGAAGAGCGAAACAGAUAUUUUGGGUUUGAUCCGGAUGGAUCAGACAGCAUUGAUUUUGUCACGUUUCUUCAGAUAAUUCAGCGUGUACAAACUGGUACCAUGUCAGCUGACUGGGGCUUGGGAGCCUUAUGCUCAAGGAAUAUAGAAGACAAUGUGCAACAGGUUCAAAGAUUGAGUGUAUUAGAACAGAUGGCGGCAGGAGUCUUUUAGCUAUGCUUGCCACGAACUAUUAAUUCUAACCUGCAGCUAGAGUUAUAUUCUAUUGAGUCAGGCAGGUUUAUUAGUUUGUGAUAUAUUUAAUGUGUAACAAUGUGUGAUGCAUAUAGGAAGUUGUGUUGUCUGGUCACUAGAUACAUUAAUUGUUAGGAACGAAAGUAGUCUCAAUUAUAAGUCAUCUGUCU
Corticium candelabrum is the source of this 777-nucleotide messenger RNA. RefSeq lists its product as uncharacterized. The coding region runs from base 14 to 586 and encodes 190 amino acids. Gene Ontology annotation, molecular function: calcium ion binding. The transcript has 5 exons. NCBI's taxonomy places the organism in Eukaryota, Metazoa, Porifera, Homoscleromorpha, Homosclerophorida, Plakinidae. The record is from RefSeq and is a predicted model, not a curated record.